UCAGGGUGCUCUCUAGUGCUGUGUCUCUGAGCCCCGUCACCCCUUUCCACAUGGCCACAGAGCAAAGGAGGGGACAGCAUGGCUCAGCCCCAGCCCCCAGCCCCCAGGCUUCCAGUAGCGGUGCUGAGGGGCCCCCCUUGACCAGGAGGAGGAGCAAGAAGGAGAAGGGGCUCCGAGGGUCCAGAAAGAGCACUGACAGCUCCGGGGAGCAGGCCCCCACACAGGGCCCCGAGGCCCUGGGAAGCAGUAAGAACCCAGCUAAGACUGGAGAAGGGCAGGAAGAUCCAGCCCCUGCAGCCCCCAGGCCGGCCUCUCGUCGCCAGUCCCACCGGCAUCGUCUUGCCCCCCAGCAUGAUGCUGCUCAGAGGACAUAUGGGCCCCUGUUGAACCGCAUCUUCGGGAAGGACCGUGAGCUGGGCCCUGAGGAGCUGGAUGAGCUUCAGGCUGCCUUUGAGGAGUUUGACACAGACCAUGAUGGUUACAUCGGCUACCGGGAGCUGGGCGAGUGCAUGCGGACGCUGGGCUACAUGCCCACCGAGAUGGAGCUCAUUGAGGUCUCCCAGCACGUCAAGAUGCGAAUGGGUGGCCGUGUGGACUUCGAGGAAUUUGUGGAGAUGAUGGGCCCGAAGCUGAGAGAGGAGACGGCGCACAUGUUGGGGGUGCGGGAGCUGCGCAUCGCCUUCCGUGAGUUUGACAGGGACAGGGAUGGGCGAAUCACGGUGGCAGAGCUGCGACAGGCAGCACCGGCUCUGCUUGGGGAGCCGCUGGUGGAUCCUGAGCUGGACGAAAUGCUUCGAGAAGUGGACCUCAAUGGGGAUGGCACUGUAGACUUUGAUGAAUUUGUGAUGAUGCUUACCACCCACUGAGGCUCCAGGAAGGAGAAUGUUGCUCCUCUGGCCCCAGACACCAGCAGGGUCCAUGCGGCACACCCUCCUCAUGAGGCCCCAGGAUGAAAGAGACCCAGCAGCCCCAGACUUCUGUUCCUGACAACAUAUGGCAAGAGAGUUGGCUUGUGAUGUCACCUGCCCAGCCUCGUCCUCCCCUCCCCUCCAUCUGAUCUGCCUGGAGGAACCCUGCCCUCAACUACCCAUCAUUCCCCAAUGUGAGCAAGACUUGGAUCUCUCCAGCCCCCGGGGAGGUAGGGAGCUCCCUGGCACUGGCAGCUUUCCAAGAUGGGGCAGUGUUGGGGGGGGUAUUCUGGUAAUAUGGUGAAUUGAGAGGGUGGUUGGACAUCUCCCACUACUUAUGUGUGGAUAUCUUUAUUUAAAAAAGAAGAAAGCUGAACUUGAAAGAAAGAGAUGACCCCAGGUACCAAAGACAGAGAGAAUCCAAAGCUGGGUGGCGGGAGGGAGCAGAUGCCACAGGGCCUUCAGAGGAGGGGAGGUUUGGGAGCCUAGGCUCUGACACUCAGGAGGGACAAAAGACCUGCAAGAGGCUGGGGAGCAAGACAUGACCCCAGUACAUGCCAGGACCUCAAAGAGGCACCCUGUUCUUGAAAAGGGGAUCAAAAUAUACCUCUACCCACCAGCCUGAGAAAGUGGCAAGGAACAGAUGUUCAGGACCUUGAGUGGAAAAAGUUACCCUAGAGAACCUGAAACUAAGGCCUGCAUGUCAAGCAGGAGUGCAGUCCUCAUAGUGUGAAAAAGCUGAAGAAAUAGGAAAAAACUGCUGAGAAGGGCACUCUUUCAACCCAGGGCACAUGGGAUUUAAAAAAUACCCCAAAUCCUGUCACUUCUGAAGAUGAACUCAGGACGAAAAAUUACAAAGCACAUAGGGAAACAAGUCACUAUGAGGGGACUAGGCAGAUGCAGUAAACAGGAGAAUCAGCAAAGUGUAAAUAAUAAAACAAUCAAAAGAGACUAUUAAGUCAAUGCAAAAAAAAAAAAAAAAAAGAGAAAGAGAGAGAUAAAAGAAGGAGGAGAGACCAAUAUGCAGAAACAGUGUAAUAUGAAAAUAGAAAGAUUAAAAAACAAUAGAACUUCUAAAACUAGAGGAUAUAGUUAUUGGAAUGAAAAAUCAAGGGAUAAAUUAAACAGCAGAUUGGACACAAUUUUAGAAAAGAUUGUGAACUGGAAGCUAUAGCUAAGAAAUCACCCAUAAGGUAGCACUGAGGGAUAUAUUAAAGAGUAGUUAAAAGUCAUUAGGAAUCUCAGAAGAAGAAAAUAGAGAGCGGGCAUGAGGCAACAAAGAGGUGAUGGUUGAAAAUUUUCCAUAAAGACUUCCACAAAGACAAGAGCCCAGAUUAAAGGAGUACAUUGGAGCCAGAGAAGGAGAAAUAAAAAUAAAUGUAUUUCUAGAUGCAUCCCAGUGAUACUGCAGAAUAUAAAAGGAAAAAAUCUUGUAAAGAACUCAAGAGAAAAGUCAGAUUACUUUCCGAGGAUUAGCAAUUAGACUCUCCAAAGACUUUUUUCAUUGACAACAGCAGAUGCCAGAGGACAAUGGGAUAAAUUGUUCAACGUGCAGAGGAUAAAUGACUGCCAGCCAAGAAGCCUAUACCUAGCUCAAUCACUAGUCAAGAAUGAAGAUGAAAUAUAAACAAACAAAGGCUACUAUAUUCGAUAUCUUGUAGCAGCUUAUGUGAAAAAGAAUAUGAAGGUUGAGUAUAUGUAUAUUCAUGUAUGACUGAAGCACUGUGCUGUACGCCAGAAAUUGACACAACAUUGUAAACUGACUAUACUUGAAUUUAAAAAAAAAGAGUAAAAAACAAAAACAAACAAGUCUCAAGGGCUUCCCACCCACAAACUCUUGUUGAAGGGCUGGCUUCAAUAAGAAGGAAAUUCAAGGCAGAGUGUGUACUAGGCAGCAGGAAGGAAAUCAGUAAACAUAUCCGUGUAUCUAAAGAAGCAUUAACUAUAAAAAAAAAAUUUUUGGGGAUUUUAAAAACAAGGAGGGGCUAAAAAAAUAGACAAAAAUAAAAUAAAAGAUGGGAGGGGAUACUUUAGACAUACUGAAGUCUUUUUCUUGUUUUUCCUGGAGGAGGAUAGAUUCAUUGAUUAACUUUAGACUUUGUUAACUGUGUAAGGGGAACCAUUAAUAUAAAAGAAAUUGAGAUGGAAUGUUCCCUUCAAUAGUCAAAUCAACAAGAAUUCUUGAUUAAGCCAGUAGAAGGCUGAGAAAGAGGAAAAAAGGCAAAGAAAAACAAAAUCUAUAGAAAACAUUCAAAUAGAAGGUAGAAAUAAUGCUUAAAAAACCAAAAAUUACAAUAAAUAUAAGCAGAUUAAGUCAUUUGGUUAAGGAGGGAGGGUACAGCUCAGUGGUAGAGCGCACAUGCACGAGGUCCUGGGUUCAAUCCCCAGUACCUCCAUUAAAAUUUUUUAAAAUAAAUAAACCUAAUUACCUGCCCCCCCCAACCACACCCAAAAUAUAAACAAAUAAAAGGGAAAAAUUGUUCGGUUAACAGAGUCUCAGUCCCAGAAGAAAAGACUAAUAUUAGAUUGGGCUUUCUGUAAGUGACAGAGGCCCCAAAUAACAAUGCCUACACUGGAUGGAAGUGUAUUUUCCCCAGAGUCUCAGAUGAAAUCCAGCUGUAGUGUCUUUUAGGGGCCCAGGCUCCUCCUGCCGGCUGCUCUGUCAUUCCACCAGUGUGCCCACGUUUAUCUGCUUUCCAGCUGGCAGGAGAGAGACAGGAAGAAAGAGGAAAGGGGGAAAAGAGCAUGACCCACUUAUACCCCAGUAGGCAGGGCUCCCCACCUGGUACGCCUAGAAGCUAAAGAUGCUGGGAAGUGCAGUCUUUGAGUGGCCUUGUGCCCAGCCAGAAACCAGAGGUUCUUCUACUACAAGGGCAGAGAGCAGAUCCCAAAAGGCAGAUACUAGGCUCUUCCUCACAGCCGAGCGCAGGAUAUGAGACACAUUUGAAGCAUAGUGACAACUGAAAGGCUGAAAGUGAUGGCUUGGGCAAAGAUUUACUAGGAGAGAAUUAACCAAAAGAAAGCUCGUGUAACUCUAGGCAUGUCAGACAAAAUGAGCUCUGGGGCAAAAAGCACUAGGGAUAAACUGAGUCACAAUUCACCGAGGAAACCUAAUGUUCCUAAUCCGCGUGCAACUCUUAAUGUGUUUUCCAACUAAAAGGAAUUCAUAGAGUUUCGGUAUUCAUUAUUGCCUGAGGAUAGUGUUGCUGUCAGUCAACUUGGAUUAGAUCAAUUAACCAGCAAAAAUCAAGUACAUUGGUCACAUUAAAACUUUAAACCUUGCGAUUCAGUGUUCUGUCAACAUGUUCACAUAGACCAAGGAUUGGUAAACUUUUUCUGUAAAAAGCCAGAUAGUAAAGAUUUUAGGCUUUGGGGACCAUGUGGUUUCUGUAGUUUGUAUGGCUGAGCGCCAGAGUCAACAUAUA
Camelus dromedarius (Arabian camel) is the source of this 4333-nucleotide messenger RNA. RefSeq names its product calcium-binding protein 4. Gene Ontology annotation, cellular component: cytoplasm. The record is from RefSeq and is a predicted model, not a curated record. NCBI's taxonomy places the organism in Eukaryota, Metazoa, Chordata, Mammalia, Artiodactyla, Camelidae. The transcript has 6 exons. Bases 51 to 866 code for a protein of 271 amino acids. Gene Ontology annotation, molecular function: calcium channel regulator activity; calcium ion binding. Gene Ontology annotation, biological process: regulation of voltage-gated calcium channel activity; visual perception.